This is a messenger RNA of Myxocyprinus asiaticus (Chinese sucker), 2585 nucleotides long. RefSeq names its product sodium/glucose cotransporter 1-like. The coding region runs from base 122 to 2098 and encodes 658 amino acids. Gene Ontology annotation, biological process: sodium ion transport; transmembrane transport. NCBI's taxonomy places the organism in Eukaryota, Metazoa, Chordata, Actinopteri, Cypriniformes, Catostomidae. Gene Ontology annotation, molecular function: D-glucose:sodium symporter activity. The record is from RefSeq and is a predicted model, not a curated record. Gene Ontology annotation, cellular component: plasma membrane. The transcript has 15 exons.
AUGCAUGCACAGAGAGACUCCUGCAGGUGUAAGUGAGCGUGCCAGGUGUCUUUAUCAUCAGACUCGUGUCAGAGAGGGACGCAGUGUAGUGGUCCACUUGCCCUCCUGAAACACUGUCAAAAUGGGUGCAGAUUAUUUUGGAUUCUCCUAUGUCCGGAAUGAGAAUAGAAAGAAUGUCACCACAGCUAUUAACAAUCCAGCGGACAUCUCCGUGAUUGUUAUAUAUUUUCUGGUGGUUCUGGCUGUGGGAAUAUGGGCAAUGGUGAGGACCAAUCGAUCCACUGUAGGGGGAUUUUUCCUGGCUGGUAGGAGUAUGGUGUGGUGGCCGAUUGGUGCUUCUCUCUUUGCGAGUAACAUUGGAAGUGGGCAUUUCGUGGGAAUAGCAGGAACUGGCGCGGCUGCUGGUAUUGCAAUUGGAGGGUUUGAAUGGAAUGCUCUUGUUGUGGUGAUCAUUCUGGGAUGGCUCUUUGUGCCCAUUUACAUAAAGGCCGGGGUUGUGACCAUGCCAGAGUACCUGAAGAAACGCUUUGGUGGGCAGCGCAUCCGUAUCUACCUGUCUGUGCUGUCGCUGUUUCUCUAUGUCUUCACCAAAAUCUCUGCGGACAUGUUUGCAGGAGCCAUUUUCAUCAACCAGGCUUUGGGACUUAACAUUUACCUGGCUGUGAUCAUUUUGCUGCUGAUUACAGCUCUAUAUACAAUAACAGGUGGACUAGCUGCAGUCAUCUACACAGACACUUUGCAGACCAUCAUCAUGAUUGUGGGAUCAUUUAUUCUCAUGGGCUUUGCGUUCAAUGAGGUUGGAGGCUAUGAGAACUUCAAGGAGCGUUACAUGACUGCGAUCCCAUCAGUGGUGGGUGCAAACAUCAGUGAAGCGUGCUACACUCCUCGUGCAGACUCCUUUCACAUUUUUAGAGACCCCAUCUCUGGUGAUCUGCCCUGGCCCGGACUCGUUUUUGGUCUGACUAUCCAGGCCGCUUGGUACUGGUGCACUGACCAGGUGAUUGUGCAGCGUUGUCUGUCUGCCAAGAACUUGUCUCAUGUGAAAGCUGGUUGCAUCCUGUGUGGUUAUCUCAAACUUCUGCCAAUGUUCCUCAUGGUUUUCCCAGGCAUGAUCAGCAGAGUGCUCUACCCAGAUGAGAUUGCGUGUGUGGAUCCAGAUGAGUGUAACUACUACUGUGGAACCAGUGUGGGCUGCACUAAUAUUGCAUAUCCCAAACUGGUGGUGGACCUGAUGCCAAACGGUCUCAGAGGAUUGAUGUUGUCCGUCAUGCUGGCCUCUCUGAUGAGCUCACUUACCUCCAUCUUUAACAGUGCCAGCACACUCUUCACCAUGGACAUCUACACCAAGAUCCGUCCCAAAGCUAAGGAAAAGGAGCUCAUGAUCGCUGGCAGGUUGUUUAUGCUGUUUCUUAUCGGUGUGAGUAUUGCAUGGAUUCCCAUCGUACAGUCAGCUCAGAGCGGGCAGCUCUUUGACUACAUACAGUCUAUUACCAGUUAUCUGGCUCCACCCAUUGCUGCUGUCUUCACCCUUGCCAUUUUCUGCAAGCGAGUCAAUGAACCAGGUGCUUUCUACGGGUUGUGUAUUGGUCUGUUGGUGGGUCUGGCUCGUAUGAUAACUGAGUUUGCGUAUGGCACCGGCAGCUGUGUGGCACCCAGUAACUGUCCUACGAUCAUCUGUGGUGUGCACUACCUUUAUUUUGCCCUCAUCCUCUUCAGCCUGUCCUGUAUACUGAUACUGGCCAUCUCCCUCAUGACCAAACCCAUUGAUGACAAACAUCUGCACAGACUUUGCUGGAGUUUAAGGAACAGCACUGAAGAGAGGAUAGAUCUAGAGGAAGAUGACUGGACUGAAGAUCAAGAUUCCAGCUCUAUGGAAAUAGAAGAGAAUCGUAAAGAAGCAAGUUUCUGUAGGAAGGCCUACAACUGGUUCUGUGGCUUUGAUCAGGGCAAUGCCCCUAAACUGACUAAAGAGCAGGAGGCAGAGAUGAAGAUGAAGCUCACUGACACGUCUGAGAAACCGCUGUGGAGAAAUGUGGUUAACGCUAAUGCUAUCAUCCUCCUCGCUGUCUGCGUCUUUUUCCAUGGUUUCUUCAGUUAAAAACUGUUCUAAAUGUUUGCUAAAUGUAUUUGAAAGUAUUUGUAACAGCUGAUAAUGUAAAAGAUAACAACUAUUAGACCUAUUCUGUGGAUUGAAGAGUUACCUUCUCAUUAUCAUAAAGCCAAAUAUGAUUAGCCUGAUUUUAAAAGGUUACAGAGUUCCUCUUCAAAAACUUAAUACUUCCUUAUAACAUCCUCAACAAACAAAUAUUUGCUUAUAGCUGCCCGUUUGAUUUAUUGGCUGAGAGUGCAAUAAAAUAUAUUGUUGUUGUACAUUUAUGUAGAUUAAUAUACAUUGUUUUUAGCACCUUUAGCACCUAGAAUUUCAUUGUAAAGCCAAGGAUAAAACUAAUAAUUCAUACAAAUGAUGUUUUUGGUGUUUUCUUGUACAGUAGUCAUGUCACAUACCUUUUAAGCUGCUAAAGUAGCUAAUUUUACACAUGCCUGCAAGUUUUUGUGUACAUUAAACAAUGUUUACCCAUCCAAAA